Molecule: messenger RNA, 5321 nt
Organism: Nilaparvata lugens (brown planthopper)
Lineage: Eukaryota; Metazoa; Arthropoda; Insecta; Hemiptera; Delphacidae
Product: ets DNA-binding protein pokkuri
Exons: 7
Coding region: 380-1906 (508 amino acids)
Biological process (GO): regulation of transcription by RNA polymerase II; cell differentiation
Cellular component (GO): nucleus
Molecular function (GO): DNA-binding transcription factor activity, RNA polymerase II-specific; sequence-specific DNA binding
Source: RefSeq, a predicted model, not a curated record
GAGUAGGAAGCCAGUUCAACUUCAACUCAGCUGGGUUCGUCGUUCAAAACUUUCAUUGUUCAAGCAUCCCAGUUGUGUUCAAGUACUUCAAAAUUCAAAAAACAAUUUCCAAGUGAUCUGUAAUUAGUGAAAAUUAACAAGUGAAGUGACAAUGUAUCAGUAAUCUCUUCCAAGUGCUACCGUCAGACUUUUUCGCGUGUGUAAAAGUGUCAAACAAAUUAACCCUACUUUUCGGAUAAAACAGUUCACACUUGUUGAGCUGUAAGUUUUCAAGUGACAAUAUUUUUAAUUUGUAAUUGUUUAAGUGCUCACGGAUUCCAUGGAUUAUAAUAAUUAAACAUCAACUCCCUUGGACAAACUUCUUUCAUCUAACAAAAGUAUGGAGGUUCUUCCCGCAGCUCAGGCUGGUGUUGGCAGAUUCCCGUUCCCACCAGAACUGCUAUGGAAAUAUCGGAUGUCAUUCCCACCGCAAAUGGACUUCAGAACCCAGCUGCCUCGAAAAUUAGGAAAUGAUCCCAGACAAUGGUCUAGAGAAAGUGUGGCUUCAUUUCUACAAUGGUGUCAAUACGAGUUCGAUCUCCCACAAUUCAACAUGGAGAAAUUCCAAAUGAAUGGCAAAGCUCUAUGCCUUCUGACCAAAUCGGACCUGGCUGAACGUAGUCCCGGUUCGGGCGAUGUUCUUCACAAUGUCCUUCAGAUGCUGAUGCGCGACUCCAGUUGCACAGUAGAUCCCCACGCUCAGCUAACUCCGCACUUUUCGCCGCACGCCGGAUGGCCACCUCUGCUACAGGGUGGUCCCUUGCAGGGUGGUCCUCCCGCUCAACCGCCUGUUAGCUUUUCGGUCACCCUCAGUCCGGUUCCGCCCAAGGCACGCACUACGUCUGCGGUAAAUGUGCCAAGGGUGACUCUAAGUCCGGCGCCGCCACCUACCAGUCCUUCGCAGCAUGACAGCAUUGGCCAGUAUUCAGGCCUGCGCACCAACGACCGUGAGACACAGUGCCGAUCGCCGCACAGCCCCUGCUCCCCCUCGGCCACCCACCUGUGCCCUCCCGCCUCGUCGCCCAGUCGCAAGGCGGCCGAGCCGCAGCUGUCGCCUGCCGCAGCCGCAAACGCAGCCGCAACCGCAAUGCACAGCAGCUGCAGCAAUACGCCGCCGCACUCGCCCAACAACAAAGUCGGCCACUUCACUGCCGCUGAGUCGGUGUCGCCGGCGCCCGAGACCAAUUCUAACGGAAGAUUACUGUGGGACUUCCUUCAGCAGCUGUUGAACGACUCCCAGCAGCGUUACACGGCCUACAUCGCCUGGAAGAAUCAGGAAUCGGGCGUUUUCAAGAUCGUCGAUCCUCCAGGCUUGGCCAAACUGUGGGGUAUCCAGAAGAACCAUCUGUCCAUGAACUACGAUAAGAUGUCGCGCGCACUCCGCUACUACUACCGUGUCAACAUUCUCCGCAAAGUGCAGGGCGAACGGCAUUGCUAUCAAUUUCUACGCAACCCAAGCGAACUGAGAAGCAUAAAGAACAUGUCGCUCCUGCGGCAACAGGCUGCACAACAGACGACGCAGGCGGCAUCGCAGUACGUCAAAAGUGAGCCGCAGUACGUCAAGAGUGAGUUUCUGAAAAGUGAACCCCAAGACUCAGCCAUAGAUCACGAACAAGAAGAGGAAGACAUGCAACCGACCGAUCUGAGUGUAUCCUCAUCGUCGUCAUCUUGGUCGCAGGAAAAUUGCAAAUCGGAACCAGUCGAAAACAACAACAACACUUUAAACAACAACAACAAUGCAACAAUCAACGGACAGGACAUGAAACUACAGCUGAACAUGUGGACACACGAAAAUGGCAAAAUGAAAAUCAAUUCUCCCACUUCGAGAUUGAACGUACAUGCUAUCAAGGCUGAGGAUAGCUCGUAGUCUAGGUUAAUACAUCUACGGUUAAUAAAUCUACGGUUAAUACAUCUACGGUUAAUACAUCUACGGUUAAUAAAUCUACGGUUAAUACAUCUACGGUUAACAGAUCUAAAGAUCAAGUCUAUAGUGAGAUUCACAUCGAACUUUCAGCAUUCCUUGUAAAUAGCCCCAAUGCUUUCUAUUCAACCAAUGCUGAACGUUUUAAAUGUAUCACACUAUGGCUCACCGUGGCUAUAUACACUCGCUGUGAAUACAGUAACUAUAUAACCAGUGGUUACAGUAACUAGUGGUUAUAUAGUUGUGAACUGUAAUAAAAGAUUAUUCUUGUUUGUUUUGUGAUAAAAAUCGCGUUCUGAUUUUGAGAGAUGUGAAAAUCAUGAAUCACUUUUUCAAAAGUGUGAAGUGGAUUUGUUUGAAGACGUGAUUGUAAGUAGUGUGAAGAUUAUUUAUCACAUUCCUGUAGAAGUGUGAAUAAGAAGUAUUUGAAGAUAUAUACUUUGAAAUAUGCUAUUGUGUUUAUAAUUAUCACUGAUGAAAUUUAUUUGUGAAUAAUCAACGAGAUGUGUUUAAGAAACAUACUUUGAAAGAUUUGGAAUGUGUAUGAAGUUACAUUACAGAUUAGGUAUUAACCCACACAUUUUUAUGAAUGUCGAAACUUGAGGAUACAUUUUUUAAAGACUGUAAAUGCUAGAUGAUUUAUUAAAAAAUAAAACAAGUUUUUUUGAAGAGUUUAAAUUUGAUGUUUUCAAAGAACUAUAAUUUAAAUGAUGUAAAAUGUGUAUGAAUUGUGUAAUUACUGGUCAAACUCAUAUGCAAUGAAACGUUGAAAACAAUAUUCAUUUCAAGAAGCGAUGUCUUGAAAAGGUUGAAAAAAACUUGCUUUCAACAUACAUGAUACAUAGAUCUUAAUGUACAAUAAACUAAACCAUUGUAUCGAUUAAUUAUCUAGUAUUAUAGUAUAUUAUGGUCAUUCGACUUGAAACCUCGUAUGUGAAUGUUUGAGUGUUUAUACGCAUUUCUUAGUUAACUUAUAUCUGAAUCAACUCUUCCAUUCCAAUAGCACAUUCCAUUUUAGCUUGAAAUAAAACUGAAUUGAGGUAAAAAGCUAUAUUGCAAUUGUCUCUACUAUCCACUUAUGAAAUCUACCUGUUUCAUAACAAAUUCUUAAUUAUUUACAUUUAUUUCUAUUAAUUUAAAAUCUUUGGUAGAAAGAGUUUCUUAGCCACUCAAUUGUAAGCUUGUUUGUGAUUGAAAAGUGUGAUUAUGCUGUUGCUAGAUCUUUUUUAUAGUUUAUAUAUUUGUUAAUGAUGUGUUUCCAUUAUAAUGCAAUUAUGAGAAUUCAAUCAUAUUGGAAUUAUUCUUUAGUUAUCGGAGUUACCGUUUUUGAAAUAUCAUUUAUAUCUUUAUUGUAGUCUGUAUUAUUCAACGAAUUUUUAUUAUGUAUUAGUAGAUGUUAGACUUGCUAUGUAUAUUUUUUCUCGUGGCGAUAAUAUGAGAUAGUAUGAGUUGCAAUGAAUCGGACUAUGUGUGAGGGGAAUUAUCCUACAAUGAAGAGAUUGGAGUAUUAUUAUAUUGAGUAUUAAAAUACUGUACCAAGUAAUUAUUAUAAUAAUUUUUCCUACAGUUACGUUGAAAAGUGGCCAUUGCUGCACUGAUUACAGAACGCAAAGAAUCACUUUUCCGCUCUAGUGCGGGAAAAAUUUUUCUGCACUCCAGAUUUGCAACAUGGCAACGCAAAAUACUUAGUAGGUUAUAUGGAGCAACAGUGCAGCAAAAUCAAAAUGAAGUUGGUAACAGUGACUGCUGUGGCUGCUAUAGUGAGCAGAGGUGCAACGAAGCACAACGCGCUAAUUAUUAGUAUUAUAUAUUAUAACGAGGACAGCAACAGCACAGUGCCACCACAGCACACACCACACAGCCGCCUCGCCAUUCAAACACUACUAAGUUAUUUGAUGGAUUUCAGGCAAUUUUACCCAUAAUUACCCACUUUUCAUAUUCAAUGGUAACUGUAGGAAAAACUUAAUGUGAAAUACGUGCGCAAAGUUCCUCUGCUGCACUCAAGAAACCAUUCCGCCCUCGCCUACGGCUCGGGCGUAAACGUUUCUUUCGGUGCAGCAAACUGUCACUUUGCGCACUAGUUGCACAAAUAACUAUUCUAAAAUUCGAUUUCUUUCCAAUACUAUUUUUCCUGUUUGGAAAAUCUCAUGCUACUUUAAUGAAAGUUUCAACUUUCUGUUUCAUUUCUAUUAUAAAAUCUCUCUCACUGACAAUAUUCUAGACAAAAUAUUCUAAUCAAUUAUGUAACAUUAUACAAGUUGAGACUCACACAACAAUUGACACUCUGACUGCUGUAUUCUUGAUGUAUUUUAUCUUAUGAAUAAAUAUGUAGUUCACCUAAAAUACCAAUUCAAAUGGAAUUGAUGUUUUUAUCCUGAUAUACCAAUUCAUUAUAAGAUCUUUCCUCUCAAAUAAACUAAAAACAGUGUAAAAUUAUCUCCUCGGUCCAUCUCGUGCCAUUUCUGACCUUUGUGAAUUCUUUUGAACCUAAACAUUGAAAUGGCAUGAGCGGAUAUUUCUCGUACCUAGCCAUCUAGGGUUUAAUUUAAAAGAAACUGUUGUUCAUCAUUUUAAUGUCAAUUUUGAAUAGAUCAUCGUAUUCUAUUCAGAGUUUACAGAGGAUGAAAGUUCUUCAAAAUUCAACAUUCCAAUCAAAGAUUGAAAAGGGGUGAGUUUUGAAAUUUAUGUUAUUUUUCAUUGCUCUUUAUCAAAGCUUCUCUAGUUUGUUUAAUGUUUUACUAAAAAUAUAUCAGUUUAUUGGAAAUUAUUUCAAUUUUUUAAUUCACGAAAUAAUCAGUGAACUUGUUUUCUUGAAGCUGUACAACAGUUCCCCAAAUUACUUCAUGAAACCUGUUUAGAAUCUUACCUAUAUAAAAUUCUAAAAAUCUAAAAUUAUAAUUUUAAAAUCAAAUCACUUAUUAGUUAAGCACCUAACAUUCCAUUCAUUGUAAUAUAAUAUGUUAUUCACGUCUAUUACCCUUUAAAUAGUGAUAAUAAAAAUACUCCUUCUUUUGAUUUAUUGUGUUCAGAUUUAUUACAAUGAAUUUUGUUUAUAACCUACAAAUAUGCUCAAACAUUUUUGCAAUAAUAAUUAUUAUUGAUACUAUAGUUCUUUAUUAGUCGAUAUAGGCUACAUGUAUAAAUCUAUAUGUUAGUAUAUUCUCUUCAUUGUUCUAUUGAGUUGCGAUUGUUUCAUGCUGUGAACUUCUAUAAAAAUAUUUCAUCCAACGAAUUCUAUUAAAUAUCCUAAUUACGAUCUCCACUUGAUGUAAUUUUGUGUAAAUGAAUUUUUAUUAACACUGAAAAUUGAUUUCUGUUACGUAUGAAUGUGGAAUAAAAAGUUAGAGAUUAUAUUUUGAAA